CCUCGUCUCUCUCCCGCCUGACACAUCAGUCUCCGUCGACGAAACAUGUCUCUCAUCGCCGACUGCUUUCGCCGUCUGACGGACAUCUCGUCCUGCAAAAGCGAGCUCAAAGGCUACAAAGUGACCGAUGUGAAUCGUACACGAAAAAUCGGUAUUGCUUGCCGAAAUUUUCAGGAUUUGAAACAGAAGGCAUGUUUAAAGUUAAAUGUAACUAACGAUCCAGCGGAAGUGAAUGUUUUUCUUUUAGACGGAUCAUUGAUCGACGAAGAAUAUUUUUGUACGUUGGAACCACAGACUAUUUUGAUCUUGCAGAAGCCAGGGGAAAAAAUAUUAUCCGACGCGGACAUUCUCUAUGAUGCACUGAGACGCGUGAACAUCGAUUUCCUCACUGCUGGCGACAGGGUGACGCAAUUCCUGACGGAGAAUCUUAAAGCAAAAGUCGCUUUGUUGAACAAAGUAUUAAACAAAGAUGACUCUAAGACCGCUUUCAACACGAGGGAAGAACAUCCGGAGUGGUUUGAAAAUUUGGAAACCAAUUGUAUGACAAAGGAAGCAUACAUGCACCGCAGAUGUCAGGAUAGAAUACGCACUUAUCUUUACAAAACGAUUGAGCAGAUUAAGUGCUCGGACGUGUUUAUAAAUGAUUAUAAGGCGAGGAAACAACUUCUGCAUACAAUAGCGUUCUUCAAACUUCAGCUUAAGCAGGAUCACUAUUUCGGGUAUUAUUUUGAUAGGAGCAGAGCGGAGUUUGACUCUAAAAGCGACAGUGACGAGACCGAUUAUGCUCGAUGUUACGAGCACUGUCCCUGUAAUUUUGGUCAUAUUAACGAUGAAACAUAUCUUCGUCAACGGUAUCUCCGUUUACCUCAGUCAUCGGAUAUUAACGCGACUGCUGAUUUUGAUAAGAUUGACGAGACGGACGCAAGAAAGUGCCUCGCAUCCGAGAAAAACGCGAAAACAGGGAACGACGAUUCGGAGAGCUUUCUUUAUCGCGUGAAACUGCGAGAAAAGCAGAUUGCUAUUUGCGACAAGAAAGGCGAAUUCAAAUGCGAAGGUCGGUGGAACACCGAUGGCUGUCCCUACGGCGACAGGCACAAGAUUAAUCCGUACAGAUCCAAGGAGGACCUUGCCUUAUUUUCUACAUGGAAUUUGGAUCAUAAAAUCGAAAGGUCCAGAACGCUUAUUCCGAAGUUGUUGCAAAUCUCGCAACAAGAUACGAUCAAUGAAGAGGACAUCUACGACUGUUACGACAAUCUGUUUACCGUGAAGAAUUUAAGACUAGUCCAUAUCGUAUGCCACGAUAAAGGAUCGCAUAAAUAAGCGCUAAUUCCAGGAGAUUAUAUUUGGCACAUAUAUUACGCUUUUAAAAGUGCCGAUUGUAUACGUGAAUGCUAAAGAAUAAUUGUACACAAUUGUGAAUGAGAUGAUGCACCUAUAUGUAAUGCAUAUAGAGUGCGCUCGCGAUCUCUUCAGAUCUC
Molecule: messenger RNA, 1478 nt
Organism: Cyphomyrmex costatus
Lineage: Eukaryota; Metazoa; Arthropoda; Insecta; Hymenoptera; Formicidae
Gene: Drep4
Product: DNA fragmentation factor-related protein 4
Exons: 6
Coding region: 46-1320 (424 amino acids)
Biological process (GO): apoptotic process; apoptotic DNA fragmentation
Cellular component (GO): cytoplasm; nucleus
Molecular function (GO): DNA endonuclease activity
Source: RefSeq, a predicted model, not a curated record